This is a messenger RNA of Stegastes partitus (bicolor damselfish), 3852 nucleotides long. RefSeq names its product histone deacetylase 6 (gene hdac6). The coding region runs from base 299 to 3253 and encodes 984 amino acids. The record is from RefSeq and is a predicted model, not a curated record. Gene Ontology annotation, molecular function: zinc ion binding; histone deacetylase activity. The transcript is spliced from 26 exons. NCBI's taxonomy places the organism in Eukaryota, Metazoa, Chordata, Actinopteri, Pomacentridae. Gene Ontology annotation, cellular component: histone deacetylase complex. Gene Ontology annotation, biological process: epigenetic regulation of gene expression.
UGCGACAGUGUUGGAGUUCAGUUGUCGCUCAGAAACAGAACCAGAACCUUCGCCUGCAAACAUUCUGACGUUAUUUGCUUCGAUUUCAGCGUUUGAGGGUGUUCCGCUCAGACUCGGAGGACAGGAAGCCGUGAGUCCGUUUAUGUGAUUGUCGUUCCGAGGCGGCUAACGGCUAACGGCUAACGGCUAGCCCCGCUAGCGCUGUGGUGUCACUGACGGGACCGAGACACGGAGGUCCUGGUCCUGGUCCUAAAGUUAAAGUUGUCAAUAGGAGGAGCUACUGAAAGCCAACCUGAAAAUGAGCAGCAGGAAGAACAGUCAGAAGAAGGUGAAUCUGAGUGGAUCAGAGAUGCAGUCUGGGUCAGAUCCUCCAGGAUCUGGACUAAAGUCUGUCAGAAGAUCUCCUCGUCUGUCCCCUCAGGUGAACAGUGAAGCUGAGCCGCAGAGAGGAGGAGGCCUGCAGGAGGUGAAGAGGAGAGGGAGGAUGAAGAUGAUGGAGAGGAGCAGAGAGGAGGAGCUGAGCGACCACCUGAAGACACUGGAUCUGUCCAGCGGUUCAGCAGUUGGUCGUGGGACUGGUCUUGUUUACUCUGAGAAAUUCACUGUCCAUCAGAACCAGUGGGACUCCAGUCACCCGGAGCGUCCGGACAGAGUGACGUCCAUCAUGGCGGAGCUGGACAGACAACAGCUGCUGUCGCUCUGCGUCCAAGUCGAGCCCAGAGAAGCUGCAGAAGACGAGCUGCUGCUCGCUCACACGAAACAGUAUGUGGACUUGAUGAGGUCGACUCAGACGAUGACGCAGACUGAACUUCAGACUCUGUCUAACAAAUACGACUCCGUCUACCUCCAUGCUGAUUCGUUCCAGGUGUGUGUGCUGGCAGCCGGUUCAGUUCUGCAGCUGGUCGAUCGGGUUCUGACCUCUGAACUCAGGAACGGAUUUGCCGUCAUCAGACCUCCAGGUCAUCACGCUCAGAUGAAUGAGGCCAAUGGGUUCUGUGUCUUCAACAACGUGGCGAUUGCAGCUCGAUACGCUCAGAGGAACCACAGCGUCAGCAGGGUGUUGAUCGUGGACUGGGAUGUCCAUCAUGGUCAGGGGAUCCAGUACCUCUUCCAGGAGGAUCCCAGUGUCGUGUACUUCAGUGUCCACAGGUAUGAACGGGGAUCUUUCUGGCCUCACCUGUCUGAGUCUGACAGUCAGUUUGUUGGCAGUGGACGAGCUGAAGGAAGAAACAUCAACGUUCCCUGGAACAAGACGGAGAUGACUGAUGCUGAUUACAUCGCUGCUUUCCAACACAUUCUUCUGCCAGUGGCCUACGAGUUUCAGCCUCAGCUCGUUCUGGUCUCUGCUGGAUUUGAUGCUGCAGUCGGAGAUCCGAAGGGCGAGAUGUGUGUGAGUCCUCAGUGUUUCCACGUUCUCACUCACAUGUUGAUGAGUUUGGCUGAAGGUCGACUGGUUCUCGCUCUAGAGGGAGGUUAUAACCUGCAAGCGACAGCAGAGGGAGCUGCAGCCUGCAUUGCAGCUCUGCUGGGUGGAGCCUGUCCUCCAAUGAAUUCACCCACUGCUCCAUCUGACAGCGCUCUGCAGUCCAUCUCUCAGACCGCUGCAGCUCUGUAUCCUCACUGGGCCUUCCUACAAGUCCUUGGUAGCAGCCACAGUCAGCACCACAUAUUAGCGUUAAUAAUAACAGUUAGUAGCACACUCCGCAAGAACGUGAGUAACGGUGUGGCCAUUGUCCGUCCUCCUGGUCACCACGCUGAGACAGAUGCUCCCUGUGGUUUCUGUGUUUUCAACACAGCGGCACUUGCCGCUCGCUACGCCCAGAGAAUCUCCCAUGAUCCUCUGCUGCGAGUCCUGAUCCUGGACUGGGAUGUUCACCAUGGCAACGGGACUCAGCACAUGUUCGAGGACGAUGAUAGCGUUCUGUACAUCUCUCUCCAUCGCUACGACGACGCCAUGUUCUUCCCGUCUUCAGAGGAUGCCGCCACCAACAGGGUGGGUGUGGCUAAGGGGGUGGGAUUUAAUGUCAACGUGGCAUGGAGUGGAGGACGGAUGGGCGACUCCGACUACCUCGCUGCUUUUCACCACGUUGUCAUGCCGAUUGCUGUCGAGUUUAACCCCGGUCUGGUUCUGGUGUCAGCCGGGUUUGAUGCAGCUCGGGGCGACCCGCUGGGUGGAUAUCAUGUGACCCCAGAGGGAUACGCCCACCUCACACACAUGCUGAUGUCGCUGGCCGGAGGGCGUGUCCUGCUCAUCCUGGAGGGAGGGUAUAACUUGUCAUCGAUCUCGGACUCCAUGACGUUGUGCACAAGUGUGUUGCUAGGAGACCCUCCUCCGGCUUUAGCGAGGCCGCUCCCCCCUCCUCACCACAGCGCCGUGGCAACAAUCAACGAGGUUGUCCGCCACCACGCCCCCUACUGGAGGACCCUGAGGAUACACAUUCCACAGUCGGUGCGGGCAGCCUUGCCGUCCCCGAAGCAUCGUGGGAGACGUAGUUCUAAAGGAAGCAGCAGGAAGUCAGAGCCAAGCGCCAACAACAGACCGCCGCCUGCAGACGACAAAGCUUCCUGUCAGAGAACAGGUCAUCCCAUAACUGGCUCUGUUUCGUCCAAUCAGACGCAUCACAGUCUGGAGCGGCUCACGCAGGGAUUGGCCUGUUUGGACAUCAGUCAAACCUCAGCCAAUCAUAGCCCUUCUACGUCCACACCGGUGGGAGGAGCAAGGCCAAAGGUCUGCUUGAGCGAGGAGGGGGAGCCAGGUGAUCUUACACCUGAGCUCAGUCAAGCAGCAGAGCUGCCUCAGCAGACAGUCGCCAUGGCAAUGCCACAGCAGAAGGCAGAAGGAGCCGGGGAGGAGCCAGAGACGGAGGGAGCAUGCGGUUGGUCGAAGCCUCAGAUGUCUCUGGAGCUGUCCACUCUGUAUGUGAUCGACCCUCUGCCGUGGUGUCCUCACCUGGACGCCGUGAAGCCCCUCCCCCUCUUAGGUAUCAAUGUCCUCCUGCCCUGUGAGGACUGCGGCUCUGAUGCCGAGAACUGGAUCUGUCUCACCUGCUACCAGGUGUUCUGUGGUCGCUACGUGAAUGAGCACAUGGUGUCUCACGGCGUCGUGUCUGAACACCCGCUGGUGCUGAGCUUUUCCGACCUGUCGGUGUGGUGCUACCUGUGUGAGGCAUACGUCCACAACCAGGUUCUGUUUGAAGCUAAAAACGCUGCUCACUGUGCCAAGUUUGGAGAAGAGAUUCCUGCGUGGAGCUGAAGGCUCACGGCGGUGUCUGCCUCCUUCACUGUGAUUGGACGGUUCAGCGCGUUGCCGUGGAUACCAGCGUCAGUGGUGCUUUGUGGGAAAUACUGGUACAGCAUCCCACAGCUGCCAAAAAACUCACUCUGAAAAAAGCAAAAGUCAUGUUUUAAAUUUUGACCUGCAGCUCGGCGGCCAUCUUCAUCCUCAUCCUCAUCUUCACCAGCAGCAGCAGAAGAACAAAAAACAAACUGAAUGAGACUCAAAACUCCACAUUUCUAUGAAGAAAACAAAAAGAGAGAAAUUUUAGAGAAGUUCAAACAUUUUCACUUGUUUUUAUGAAUCAAUACUUUAAAAACUCACAGACUGGAAGAAAAUCGUUCCAGUAAUGAAACCAGUCGAUCAGCAGGAAGCUCUGGAUGGGUUUGGAUCAGUCGAUUUGUUUGGUUCUGAAUUGUUAAAAUUGGCUUGUGAAAGAGCUGUUUUGUGCCUGCUGAAUCGACUGAUUGAUUGGUGUUCGGUAUUGAUCAGAGGAGCUCUGUGCAAUAAGGUUCAGACUGUUUGUACUGUUUGUUCGUCUCGUUGCCAUUAAACUGGGAUCAAUCAGACAGGAUCAA